Molecule: messenger RNA, 946 nt
Organism: Eufriesea mexicana
Lineage: Eukaryota; Metazoa; Arthropoda; Insecta; Hymenoptera; Apidae
Gene: Cpap3-d
Product: cuticular protein analogous to peritrophins 3-D
Exons: 5
Coding region: 108-803 (231 amino acids)
Cellular component (GO): extracellular region
Molecular function (GO): chitin binding
Source: RefSeq, a predicted model, not a curated record
GUAAGUCUACCGAGCAAGUGAAGGGAGAAGCUCUGUGUCCCGAGGUCGAUAACUAAGUGUCAGUAGUCAGAGUCGACCCGAGUGAAGGAUCAGACCGAGCGAGCACCAUGAUCGAGGACCGGAGGAGCGUGACCUUAUUGGCCCUGCUGGCUUUUCUGGCCUCCGCUGAAGCAGCUACCCUCUUGGGCGCGCCACUUUGUCCCGACCCCCAUGGGGUCCACGCGUACGCUCACCCCGAGCACUGCAACUCCUUCUUUCUCUGCACGAACGGCUCCCUGAGCCUCGAGUACUGCGAGAACGGAUUGCUUUUCGAUGGCCAUGGCGCCAUAUACAACCAUUGCAACUAUCACUGGGCCGUCCACUGCGGGAAUCGCAAGGCUGACCUAACUCCUGAUAGCAGUCCUGGUUGCGAGCAUCAAUUUGGUCUCUACCCAAUCAGUGAUGCCUGCAGCACCUCUUAUAUCAGAUGUGCUCAUGGACAUCCGGAAGAAGAACACUGCGACGCAGGUCUGGUUUACGACGAGAAGAGUCACAAUUGCGUCUGGCCUGAUCAACUGUUGCCCUACUGCAAUCCGGAGGAAAUAGUCGGCUUUAAGUGCCCUCACAAGGUGCCUUCCCACAGUGCGGCUGCCAAGUUCUGGCCCUACCCAAGAUUCCCUGUACCUGGAGAUUGCGGUCGAUUGAUCACUUGUGUCGACGGCAAUCCCCGCUUACUUACAUGUGGUGAUGGGAAACUCUUUGAUUCCGUAAGUCUAAGCUGUUUGGAUCCCGACGAAUUGCCUCACUGCGCCAAUAAUGUAUAAAUUACAUAGGUAUGCCAGUGAACACAAGUCGAAUUCACAAGCAUAAUCACUGUUUUAGAAUCUUGAAAUCCGAAGUCUUCAUCUCAUUCUGAACCAAUAAUCUUCUCAACCAAUUAUUUAAUUAUUUACUGUAAAAAUUACGA